UGAGAGUGUUGGAUCUCUCUUUAAUCCUUCCCCGUCGUCUUCGUUCUGAAAGCCAGGCGAAACAAAUCAAUGGGAGAUGCAUUGGUGGAACUUGAACAGAUUUUUCGGUCAAGCAAGUAUCAGUUAACACGUGAGGAAGAGAAUGUUUUCCGAACAUGCAGGGCAAGGGCAGUUAGGGAUUUUACUGUUGGAGCUUGUGUUGUAUCUGGUGCUAUAUGGACAGCUACCAGGAGUCUUCGUUAUGCAUUGCGGAUCAACCUGUCAGUAGGAGCUGCAGUCUUCUCUGGAGGUUGGAGAUUUAAUAGGUCCCUAGAUUCAUGCCUAGAUGAUAUUCUUUCACUUGAAGGAAGUCGCAUGCAGAAAGAGUUAGCUAAUCUAAUAUUGACAAAGUAUCGAGAUGAUCCAUGGCGAAUGCAACUUAUCAACAAACAUUUUUACCUGGAGAAAGUAUUUGACGAUUUAAGUGUAGAUAAGCCAAUAUCAAGGUGGCGUCAUCGAAAUUUCUUUGGUGAUAACGUUGCUCAGAGUAGGAGAGCACAAAAUGUUGAUACUGACAGCGAACUGACUGACAUGGAGCCCAAGCAGUCUGUUGUGAUGACCUCUGGUGUUGAUGUGAUUGCGGACCCUCUUGACUGUGUUUUUGGGGGAUCAUGGGGAAAUGGCGAGGAGAUCCAUCACCCUGACACUACUGGUGUUUCACCUAGGAGACGUAUCCGUGCUAACAAAAGAGCUCAUCGCCGGCAUCAAAUGCACCAACAGGAAGGUUCUUCAAUCUCUCAAUACGCACAAACCCAAGUCGAGUGAUGAUGAUGAAAAA
This is a messenger RNA of Telopea speciosissima, 817 nucleotides long. RefSeq lists its product as uncharacterized. The record is from RefSeq and is a predicted model, not a curated record. The transcript has 6 exons. The coding region runs from base 70 to 804 and encodes 244 amino acids. NCBI's taxonomy places the organism in Eukaryota, Viridiplantae, Streptophyta, Magnoliopsida, Proteales, Proteaceae.